Homalodisca vitripennis (glassy-winged sharpshooter) is the source of this 911-nucleotide messenger RNA. RefSeq lists its product as uncharacterized. The transcript has 5 exons. Bases 38 to 847 code for a protein of 269 amino acids. The record is from RefSeq and is a predicted model, not a curated record. Lineage: Eukaryota; Metazoa; Arthropoda; Insecta; Hemiptera; Cicadellidae.
AGGCGUUGAUAAGGCGCCUAUAAUAUUAUCACUGGCAAUGUCUAGUCAGUACUCAGUCAACAUGGACGUUAUCCUCCGCUGUCUUGUGUUGGUACUCACGACACUUGUAGCGUUCACUGCCGGCUCUGCUACCACUGCAACAACCUCUACAUCACAAGAGACACAACAUUGCAAGAUUAACUCCGACUGCCCCCAGACGAGGAGGUGUUUGGAAGAAAAAUGUUCAGAUCCUUGUCCGGGGAAAUGUGGAAACAAUACGAUAUGUGAAGUAAUACAUCAUCAGCCGUUCUGUCUCUGCAAGGAUGGCUUCACGGGGUGUCCUUACACAGGAUGUCAUCCUUCUGAUAUGGACACCGGACGAGUAGCUGGAGAUGUAAGAACUGAACACUGCAGACCGUGUACUCCGUGUGAGGUGUGUCAGCCCCGUCAAGUUGAGGUGGCGAAACCUAAGGAAUGCAAGAAAAGCUAUUUAUUAAUUGAUGAGAGGUCUUCGUGGUAUGAAGCCAUGGCCGAGUGCAAGAUGCGUGGACAACGGCUGGCCACCAUCAAGAACAUUGAAGAGUGGAAUCGGGUGAAGAGAGAACUUACACUCAAAACAUCUGAUUACUGGCGCCACACAUAUUGGACUGCUGGGAUGGGCAUUAAAAGCACCGGAAGCACCGGUUGGGCCUCGACGUGGGAACCGUUUAAUUUCACCAGCUGGAGGGAUGGCGAGCCUCGGUUUCUAGGCAACAUUUACUGUGUUGCAAUCGACCGUCCAUAUACCAAUCUAUUCGAUUAUGGUUGGAUUUCAAUAAAUUGCAGUUUGACAAAAUAUUUUAUUUGUGAAAAAUGUUUAAACCAGUAAAUUUUUUACAAUACUGUUAUUAUAGCUUUCUUUAAAAUUAAAGUAUGGUAAUUUCAAAACUAAA